This is a messenger RNA of Phacochoerus africanus (Common warthog), 1023 nucleotides long. Its product is annotated as XK-related protein 4-like. The transcript has 3 exons. Gene Ontology annotation, biological process: engulfment of apoptotic cell; phosphatidylserine exposure on apoptotic cell surface; apoptotic process involved in development. The record is from RefSeq and is a predicted model, not a curated record. Gene Ontology annotation, cellular component: plasma membrane. Lineage: Eukaryota; Metazoa; Chordata; Mammalia; Artiodactyla; Suidae. Bases 1 to 1023 code for a protein of 340 amino acids.
AUGGCCGCUAAAUCAGACGGGAGGCUGAAAAUGAAGAAGAGCAGCGACGUGGCGUUCACCCCGCUGCAGAACUCCGACCACUCGGGCUCGGUGCAGGGAUUGGCUUCGGGCUUGCCGUCGGGGUCGGGAGCCGAGGACGAGGAGGCGGCGGGGGGCGGCUGCUGCCGGGACGGCGGCGGCUGCUCGCGCUGCUGUUGCUGCUGCUGCGCCGGGAGCGGCGGCUCGGGCGGCGGCUCCGGGGGCUCGGGCGGCCCCGGCGGCGGCGGCGGCGGCGGCGGCGGGGCGGGCUCAGCGGCGCUGUGCCUGCGCCUGGGCAGGGAGCAGCGGCGCUACUCGCUGUGGGACUGCCUCUGGAUCCUGGCCGCCGUGGCCGUGUACUUCGCGGACGUGGGCACGGACAUCUGGCUCGCCGUGGACUACUACUUGCGCGGCCAGCGCUGGUGGUUCGGGCUUACGCUCUUCUUCGUGGUGCUCGGCUCGCUCUCGGUGCAAGUGUUUAGCUUCCGCUGGUUUGUGCACGAUUUCAGCACCGAGGACAGCGCCACAGCCGCCGCCGCCUCCAGCUACCCGCAGCCUGGAGCGGAUUGCAAGACAGUGGUCAGCAGCGGGUCUGCAGCCGCGGAAGGCGAGGCUCGUCCUUCCACGCCGCAAAGGCAAGCAUCCAACGCCAGCAAGAGCAACAUCACCGCCGCCAGCAGCCGGGCCGGCGGCAAACACAGGUCUGCGUCCUGCUCCUUCUGCAUCUGGCUCCUGCAGUCACUCAUCCACAUCUUGCAGCUCGGGCAGAUCUGGAGGUAUUUCCACACGAUAUACUUGGGCAUUCGAAGUCGGCAGAGUGGGGAGAAUGACCGGUGGAGGUUCUACUGGAAGAUGGUCUAUGAGUACGCAGACGUGAGCAUGCUGCACCUGCUGGCUACCUUCCUGGAGAGCGCCCCCCAGCUGGUGCUGCAGCUCUGCAUCAUCGUGCAGACCCACAGGCUCCAGGCCCUCCAAGCUUGCGUGGACCCGGCCUCCAGUAGUUAG